Molecule: messenger RNA, 6020 nt
Organism: Carassius gibelio (silver crucian carp)
Lineage: Eukaryota; Metazoa; Chordata; Actinopteri; Cypriniformes; Cyprinidae
Gene: brd2a
Product: bromodomain containing 2a
Exons: 12
Coding region: 2090-4579 (829 amino acids)
Biological process (GO): regulation of DNA-templated transcription; chromatin remodeling
Cellular component (GO): nucleus; chromatin
Source: RefSeq, a predicted model, not a curated record
UUACAAGGGUUUCUCCUGCUCCUAAUAAACUUUUUUUUUUUUUUUUUUGCUACGCGUUUUACUAAAGUGAGUGAAAGAAUUCAAAUCAUUUGGAAAGGAAUCGAACGGAAUCGGAUUAUAUGACCCAAGAAGAAGAUAUCAGUGCAAAAAACAAUCAGGUUUAAUUUUUGCGAUGGUUUGCGAGACACGUGAUCGGCUUCAUCCAAUCACAGUGCGGCAACGACAGCCAUGUCUUCUUUGUUCUGGAUCUAUCAACGCUACCGAUUAAUUACAAGUUUAAGUUUAUGUUUUUUUAGAAGAUUAGAUUUUUAAUCGGUAAGGGAUGCUCUCCUGUUCAAUGUAUCGUAAAAAGAAGACGGGUUUGAAAGAAUUCCUCCUUUUAAAAAACGGGAUGAGCCCCGCGGCUAACGUUAGUUGUGUGGGAUCUCACGUGACUCCCUGCCCCCACCGCGAGCCAUUGAAGGGGAAGAAGAAGAAGUCGGACAUGUUUGAGGGAAAUGUGUUGAAUAAAGAAACGUGGCUGAAGACGAGAAGAAACGCGGGAUUUUUCCGACAAUGAGGAAUUCGACACAUUUUGUUUUUCAUUCUUAUUUUCAAUUCACUUAAUCUGGAUAGAGGUAUAUGUUAAGAGAUUUAGAUUUAUUAGUAUAAUUAUUUUUAAAACAUAGUUAAUAAUUAAAUUUAAACGUUUUAUUUAAAUAAUAUAUAGACAACCACGAACAAUUUGACCAGUUCAGUGUUUUAUUUUGUUUUUUCACAAUCUAUGACAUUGUUGAAAAGCUGUAACCUUGGUAAUGGGGGAUGGGCGGAAGUAUAUUUAACAAAAAAAAAAAAAACGAUUUGCUCUACUCUUUUUAAUUUUAAAAUAGUUUAAAAAUACUUUUUUUUUAUACCAUGUUAAAAUACUUUAACGCGUUUAACAUGGUUUCUAUACAGAUAAUAUUUUAAUCCGUGUGUUUCAGGUGUCCUUUAAAAAAAGGAAAUACGACUGAUGUGAAAACCUCUACAAGAUUUGUUCGUAUGGUUUUUAUUAUAACAAGCAGAAAAAUUUCGUUAAAUCAAACGCAUUUUAGUCGUUGUAGAUGAUUUUGACUUAUUAGUUUGAGCUCGAUGUUUGCCUGAACACAUAAGUCAUUUUAUUUAUAAAUUCUUAAUGUAAUUCGAAUAUUUAAGACAUUUCUGAUCAACUUUAGUUUGUUUUGUAGAUGUUUUGUCCUUGUAAUCGUGUUUUAGCCAGUGUGUCGUCGUUUGAAGUUGCUGCGUCAUUUAAUGGAGGACACUCCUUGUAGGCCAUGUUGGAUCGACAGAGAAAAAGGGCUUUGCCUUUUUUGUUUGCUUGUUUUUUUACAUUGGUCUGACUUUGCUUCGUGUUAUCUACAUUGGGUAAAAGGCGAAUUUUAACAAGAUAUUACAUGCUCCUUUAGGCCUCGGGUUUGUUUUUUCUGUUUUAUUUGAGUGGUGUAGUAACAUCAUGGUUGUGCCUUGGGAUCUUUUAUGUAAUAUUUUUGUUACUUUCAGGCAGUCGAUGAGGAACUGGCUGUAAAGAACGUGUAUGUGCCGCAUUUGUCUGUUACACGUGACUCAUGGGGCGAGCCAAUGGCGUAUUUCCAACAUGACCCGGAUGAUCGCGCCUUAGUUUUGGGCAGCCAAUCAGCGAAGUCUGUUGACAUAACUCAAGACUCUUGAGAAACGCGGUGUUUCUGGAAAUGUUAGCACAUCUUUAAGUGUUUUUUAAUUAUUCGUGAAAAUGUUUUACUGAAUGUGGUUGUUAUAACAAAAGCGGCGGCGUUGCUUAGAUGAGUGUUUUUUAUGCGAAAUAAUCUGGUUUAGAAAUACAAAUCGUGAUGUGUGGGCGUGGUCUGUUUGAUUGACAGAUAUCAUGGCCAGUAGAAUUCGCGUAGGCGUGUACGUAUAGCGUUACAUCAGCCAAUGGCGUCGUCGAUGGGUUUAUAAAAACUCGGGCGGAGCCUCAACUUCGCCAUUUCAUUGUAUCUCCGAGCUGGAGGAUAAAGGAAGUCCGAAAAACAAGGCCGCGAAACUCGGAUAUUCGAACGAAACCGGUUUAUAAACCGAACCCGGAUCCAUCCCGAUGGAGACGGCCUUUAGCCCGCCCUUUGACAGCUCUUUGGGCGGGGGUGACGGCAUGCAGGGGGUCAUCAUGAUGGAGCAGUCCAUCUCAGCACCCGGCAAGCGCAUCCGCAAGCCGUCGCUGCUGUACGAAGGGUUCGAAGGACCUGCUCUGCCCCAGGUGCCUCAAUCUGGACCCCCUCAACCCCCUGUGCGGGACCCCAUUCGACAGGGCCGUAUGACCAACCAACUGCAGUUCCUACAGAAGGCUUUACAGAAGACAUUGUGGAGGCAUCACUUCGCCUGGCCUUUCCAUGAGCCGGUGGACGCUGCCAAGCUCAACCUGCCUGAUUAUUACAAAAUCAUUAAACAGCCCAUGGAUAUGGGGACUAUCAAGAAAAGACUGGAAAACAAUUAUUACCGCAGUGCCAGCGAGUGCUUGCAGGAUUUUAACACCAUGUUUACCAACUGCUAUAUCUACAACAAGCCAACAGAUGACAUCGUCCUGAUGGCUCAGUCUCUGGAGAAGGCUUUCCUGCAGAAGGUUGCACAGAUGCCCCAAGAGGAAGAAGAGAUUCCUGCACCUGUCCCGAGGGGCAAACAGGGCAAACCUAAAAAAGGCCACAAAUCAAUCUCCGGCGGAUUCACGACAGCUCAUCAGGUCCCUGCUAUAUCUUCCGUGUCACAGUUGGCCUACUCCCCUCCAACUCCAGACACCCCAGACUCGAUCCUCUCCACCCCACUGCAGACGCUUAUAACCAAGACUUUGCCUCCUCCCACUUCACACAGCACCCCUGCGCUGAUGGGCCUGCCCCCUACUCAACCGACUGCAAAGAAAAAGGGUGUGAAGCGCAAGGCAGACACGACCACCCCCACCACCACAGGCAUGCAGCUCACUAUGGGUGUAGGUGGCAUGGGUCUCGGCAUGGGUGGUGGUGACUCCCCGCUCACUCUCUCCACUUUGGGUGUUGACCCCAAUCAGAGCCUGUCCCUUGGCCUGGGCAUGAGCCUUGGCGGAGGCCUGGUUGGAGACAAAGUACCGGCAAGACGAGGUGGCAGUGGCAGGCCCAUCAAACCACCCCGAAAAGACUUGCCCGAUUCCCAGAACCAACAUCAGCCGGUGCGGCGCGGGAAGCUAAGCCAGCAGCUACGGUACUGCAGCACGAUUCUCAAGGAGCUGCUGUCGAAGAAGCAUGCGGCCUACGCCUGGCCCUUCUACAAACCAGUGGACGCUUCCUCACUGGGACUGCACGACUAUCAUGACAUUAUCAAGUAUCCCAUGGAUCUAAGCACAAUAAAGAGGAAAAUGGAUCAUCGAGAGUACAGGGAUGCAUUGCAGUUUGCUGCUGACAUCAGGCUAAUGUUCUCGAACUGUUACAAGUACAAUCCCCCAGAUCACGAUGUGGUGGGCAUGGCCCGAAAAUUACAGGAUGUCUUUGAGUUCCGCUUCGCCAAGAUGCCAGACGAGCCUCUGGAGUCCCUCCCACCUGCGUCCCUAAGCGGCGGCCUGGGCGGUCACUCCUCCUCUUCCUCCUCCUCUUCCUCCUCGUCAUCAGAGAGUGAUGUGAGCAGCGAGAGUGAGAGCGAGAGCAGCCCGAGCUCCGACAGUGAGGAGGAGAGAGCGAAUCGCCUGGCCCAGCUUCAGGAACAGGUGUGUACACAGUUGAGGGCGGUGCACGAGCAGCUGGCCGCGCUGUCCUCUACACCCAUCAUCAAGCCCAAGAAGAAGAAAGAAAAGAAAGACAAGAAGAAAAAGAAGAAGCCGGAAAAACACAAGCGGGCCAGGAGUAUGAUGGAGGACGAUGUACUCAUCCGGACGCCCAAAACACCAAAACUCUCCAAGACACCAAAGAGCAGGAGCAACAGCAAAGCGGCGACAUCCACUCAAGGCAAGAAGACCUCCAACAAGAAGAGCAGCAAGAGCAAAUCCUCAAAGAAAUCUCAAGCCCCCUCCUUUAACGCUCCACACAUGAGCCAGGGGGGUCUUACGCCACACUAUGACUCUGAGGAAGAGGAGGAGACCAGCCCGAUGAGCUACGACGAGAAGCGGCAGCUCAGUCUGGACAUCAACAGGCUGCCGGGCGAGAAACUGGGCCGCGUCGUCCACAUCAUCCAAUCACGAGAGCCCUCGCUGCGUGACACCAACCCCGAGGAGAUCGAGAUCGACUUCGAGACGCUCAAACCGUCCACACUGCGUGAGCUGGAGAACUACGUCAUGAUGUGUUUACGCAAGAAACCACGGAAACCUAGCGUGUCAGUCAAAGGCACUGCAGGGAAAUCCCGUGAGGAACUGGCUCUGGAGAAGAAGAGAGAGCUGGAGAGACGACUGCAGGACGUCAGCGGCCAGCUCAACUCCGUCAAGAAACCACAGAAAGCCAAAGUGGAGAAGCCCGCUGGGGUGGAGGCUCAUGCCGCAGCGUCUCGUCUCAGUGCCAGCAGCUCCAGCUCAGACUCCUCUUCCUCUUCAUCCUCCUCCUCCUCCUCUGACACCAGUGACUCAGACUCAGACUGAAACAACGGACAUCAAAUAAAACAUGCACUCCAUCCCAGAAUAGAAUAGAGUUUCUGUCUUAAUAACAGUAACUGUUAGCAGAAAGAUGUUUAAGGAAGAGCAGUGUUUCUCUUUAGAUGUAUAGAAGCAGGUCGGAGAGAAUUCUGGGAAAUGUUGGACGUAGAAGGAACUAAUGGAAAAGCAGACCAGGUCAUCUUUGUCUAGUUUGGGACUCAUUUCUGUUAGUCUAUCCUUCUUUACUUUGUGUAUAUACAUGUACAAAGAUAUAUAAAUAUCUAUUUUUCUUUUAUAAAGAAGAAUUUUAAGCAAUUCCCUGGUAGGGAAGAAUACAGAAAUAUUACUUUUUUUUCUCUUUCUUUUGUGAAUACCUUUUUUAAAUUUUUCUUCUUCGUUUGACCUUUUUUAGUAAUUUGUCUUAAAGAAAAAAAAAAACAAGGCUUGGAGUAGAAACUGCUGUCACUUUGUUUGCAUGAGUGAGUGUGUGAUUGAAUCCCGUGGUUUUCCCAUUUACACACUUUGCACAUACGUGGAUGUGUUGCCGCUUGGUUCUGCAUUUGAAUAAAAACAAAAAACAAAGCUCCAUCUAUUUAAAUGGCAUCUGUACACCUAAAAAAAUAGGAGAACAGGGAAAUACGUCACUCAUGUCUGUCUGAUGGGUGACUUGUUGGCGUCUUAAAACUUGAAUCUGAUCACCUCUCCAUCCAGCCUGCUUUACUUCACGUGGUCAUAUGAAUGGGUGCAAAUCUCAGUUGUUUUAUAUACAAACAUGCAGAAUUUUGCUCUUUAAAUUCAGCUGGGCUACAUGAUGUGUAAUAGAUAUGGAUGCAUAAAAUAUUUUUAUGUUGAUGUGGUUUCGGUCAUGAUUUCUAGAGCGGAACAGAGUCUUAGAUGCACUAUGAGAGGUACACAGCUACUUGAUAGCUGUUGAUAUGAAUACUGUUUGUAAAUCUUGUUUUUUGAGUUGUAGUCUAGUUUUCUUUUUGUUUUGGUGUGUUUAUUAUUCACCCAGAGAAUUAAUGCACAAUUGGUAGUUUUAACAAAAUGAACCUUGUAUUCAGAAAUGAAAUGCUUGGAAAUAUAGUUUCAGUUUCGUAGCACAUGAGACAAUAGCAACAACAUAAUUUGACGUUUGUAUUUUUCUCUUCCAAAAUCUUGUACAUAUGUAACAGUUUCAUGACCUCGCAGCUUGCAUCUGUCAAUAUGACCUGGUUUCUGCUUCCUGCAUUAUUUUUUCUUUUUUACUUCAGCUCUUUUCUUUAGUCUUGUGGCUGGUUUUUUCCACAGCUCUUUAUGUUUUUUAAGAAGACAACAGAAAAAAAAACAAUAACAAAAUGAAACCUCAAGCUAUAAGCAUCAUCUCAACAGAUGCUUCAUGCAACCAUUAUUCUCAUCUGAAAAAUGUCAUGUUAAUAAAGAGGGUGAGAUAUCUUUAAAACAGAAA